CGAGGGAAGAAGGAGGAUAAAGCCAAGGAAGGAGGGAUGGUGGACAAUUCGAGCAGUAGUAAGGCACAAAUGCCCAGCAUGUCUCAGGAGCCCGGUGUGGCCUUUCCUCAGAGCACCUCUACAGGAGGAAUGAAGCUGGAGGCAGUGAUGGAGCAGCUCCAGCGCCAGCAGCAGGCCCGACUGGAAAUGGAGCGCAAAGAGAGGAAGCUACGAGAGGCCCACAUCAUGUAUGCUCAGCAGGUUGCUGCCCAGCAGGCCAUCCUAGCAGCUGCCCGGGCUUCUGGGGCCAGCUUCAUGGGCAAAGGCCUGGCUGGAGGCAUCCCUGGCGGCGGGUUGCCUCCCCGGGUGUCCAAUCAGAGCAGUGUGGACUCAGAAAGAGAGGAUGACGAGGACAGAGGCCGGGAUUCUGGGGACGAUGACGACGACAAUGAGAUGAUGGAGGGGGACGAAGGCAGCGAUGAGGAUGAGGGAAGUGCCAGUGGUCUGGAAUUCCUCCGCAAGCAGACCCUUGCUUUGCAGCAGAAUGCCUCCCGCAUCCCGGCCCGUCCAUUUGGCAGUUACUCUGCGUCGGCCCCCCAGAGGGCUGCAUCCCCACCUAUUAGAGUGAAGCAGGAACCUGAUGAGGGUCUGUCUCCUGCAGGGCCUAACUCUGCUACCUCUCCUAACGGACAGGCCGACUGGGGCUUUGAUGAUCACUUCAGACAGAAUGGCAGUGCAGGAUGGGCAGAUGAGGCUGACAGCAGCAGAGGAAGAGGAGAGGCCUCCAGAGACUUUGCUAAGCUGUAUGAGCUGGACAAUGACCCCAAAAGGAAGGAGUUUUUGGACGAUCUCUUUACAUUCAUGCAGAAAAGAGGAACCCCAGUCAAUCGUAUUCCCAUCAUGGCCAAGCAGGUCCUGGACCUGUACAUGCUGUACAAGCUGGUGACAGAGAAGGGAGGCCUUGUGGAGGUGAUCAACAAGAAGAUCUGGAGAGAAAUCACAAAGGGACUCAACCUGCCUACCUCUAUCACCAGUGCAGCAUUUACUCUGCGUACACAGUACAUGAAAUACCUGUACCCGUAUGAGUGCGAGAGGAAAGGUCUCAGCUCCCCCGGUGAGCUUCAGGCUGCCAUCGACAGCAACCGACGUGAGGGUCGUCGCCCGAGCUACAGCAGCAGCCUCUUCCGCUUCUCGCCCUCUCCCAGCACAGCCCCUCACAUCCUGUCACCUCCCAAGAUGCACCUUUCAGGUCUGAGCGCAGCGACCUCGGCAGCCCUUAAUGGCCUGCAGGCCUCACCAGGACCCUCUAUGAAGAAAGAUGACCUGACCCCAACAAUCAUGGCAGCGAGACCCUCCAUGGCGCUGGCCCUGGGUCAGCAGCAGGUUGCUGGUUUGGCAAGAGCCGCCACGCUGGAGCAGCUAAGAGAAAAGCUGGAGACCGGAGGUGGAGAGGGACCAGAGAGGAAGAUGGCCCGCCUGGCAGAGGAGCAGCAGCGCCUGAUGCAACAGGCUUUCCAACACAACCUGCUGGCCAUGGCUUCCCAAAUGCCCAUGAACCUGCGCCUGGGAGCCCCCACCAUCACCACCAGGGAUGAGAAGCAGCAGGACAUGUCUCUGAGCAUCUCAACCAAUGGAAAUGCCAGCAUCACUGUCUCAGUGGAGGUUAAUGGCACGAUCUACUCAGGAACCCUGUUUGCCCAGAAGUCUGGUGGGGCCCCGGGGCCUGCUGUGUCGGCUGCUGCUGCUGCUUCAGCCUCCCCUGCUGGAACCAGCACCAGCUUUGGCUUCUCUGCACCCCAGGCUCAGACCCUCAGCCCCACGUCCUCCUCCUCCUCUAAGGGUCCUGGCUCGGCUGAGCCGGCCCCCAGUGGGUCACCCUAACUGAGGCUGCCCUUUGUACCUGCUUCCCAGGCCUCAAUUCCUCCAAGAGGCCCAGCAUGAAUAUACAGUACAAUGAGAAACCGAUAAGAAUAAGAAACUGUUGCACAACAAAUACCUCAUCAACCCUGUCAACCUCUUGGCUGUCCAAUCGUGAACACAGAGCCUGAGAAUAUUGUAUGACAACAUGUGUCCAAACGCACUGCUAUGCAUUUAAUCUUAUGCAAACACACACACACACACACUCACACACUCACACACUCACAAUCAGUCAGACACAAUCAUACAUACAGACACAGUCUACACACACAUACACUUGUUCAUCCUAAUGUACAUGCUAAACACAAUCAGCUCAGCCAAAACCCACUGACAGGUGUAGUCACAACUGAACUUGAAAAGUUUUAUUUUAGGACAAUUUGUUUGUUUGU
Molecule: messenger RNA, 2285 nt
Organism: Stegastes partitus (bicolor damselfish)
Lineage: Eukaryota; Metazoa; Chordata; Actinopteri; Pomacentridae
Product: AT-rich interactive domain-containing protein 3B
Exons: 9
Coding region: 37-1860 (607 amino acids)
Biological process (GO): regulation of transcription by RNA polymerase II
Cellular component (GO): nucleus
Molecular function (GO): DNA binding
Source: RefSeq, a predicted model, not a curated record